CGCUCUUGUUAUUGUUGCACUCCAUUAAUACAAAUUUAGUGGAUGUUUUAUCAUAUUUAGCUCGUAAAUAUAACUAUUGACACGGCUCUUGCAAACUUCAUGUCAAUGGCAAACCCCAAAAUUCGGUAGUGUUCGAAAUAUGCGCAGAUCGUUUAACCAUAAACUGAUGUUCAAACAUGUAAACUCAUAUAUAAAAGAGUCUGGUUUUUUAUUAUUUUAAUGAGAAACGUGAAGCUUUGACCGUCGCCAGGGAAUUGCAUCUGUUGCUCAACGAACAACAGCAACAACAACCCACCGAUGCGACAAGCGGCAAUGUUUUCAUGCCAAAAUUGCACGCUGCCUUUGCUGCUGCUGCUGCUGCUGUCUGGACACGCAUGCGCACGCCCAGAGCAGUUAUUGCUGCCGGCAUCUGCUACGGAGCAGGCCCAAUCCCUGCCAGUGGCAGGCGAGAACACAUCCACGCCAUCACCAGCUGCUGCCCCUGAGCUCAAGCGACCGCCGCCAGCUGAUGGAACAGUCAGCACAACAGCCUCCCCGGCAGCCGCUGCUGAGCCGCAGAAGCCACAACUGCCGGUGCAGGCAGCUGCAGACACCGGAAGCGAGUCUGCAGGCGGACCAGGUGCGGAAGCAGCCACUCAGCCCGCCAUUAUCAACGUGCCGAUCACGACAUCACGCGCUGCAGCGCCCGAACUACCUGAAUAUCUGAAGAAUUGCUUCUAUGCCGAGGAAGAGUUAUGCCUUAAUUGGCAUCGUCAAGAUAUUGGCAGUGACGAUGCCGGCGUCGGCAAUGGCGCAGCUGCAGAGAGCAGCAACAACAACGGCCAGGCAGAGCCCACCGAUGCGCUCUCUUCAAAUAGCUCCAACUCAUCCAGCCUGACUCCUCAUGGCAAUGGCAGUCAGGGGCCACCUAGUCACCCAAAUCCCCAGAGUCGUGACAUAAAUAGCUGCCCAUGUCGGGCGCAUCCAGUGCGUGCUAAUUCCUGGUACUGUUGCAACAUAACGCAAAUCACGAUGAUCUCAAGCUGUAGCAACAUACUCAACUGGACAAAUCUGCAUGUACGCAACCUCAGCGCGCCGUUAAUGGAUUUGUCCAACUCCAUUUAUCGGUCGCUCCAAUCGCUCGCCGUCACCGACGGCAAUAUCAGUCAACUUAUCAAUGGCUUCCCGCGCCACAGCUCGCUCAAGUGCCUCAACAUAUCCAAUAAUAAUAUUGAGGAAAUUGAAUCGAGGGCCAUCAAGGAUGUGCCACAUUUGGAGUUCUUCGGUAUUGCUCAGAACAAUUUAUCGCGUGUGCCGCAUCGCAAUCAAAACAAAAACAUUGCCCUAGACAUUAGCGGCAACCAAGGCCUGCUCUGUGAACCCCUCAACGAGGUCAUCUACAGCGACUCCUUUAACUUUGUCAAUCCCGAGAACUCGUUCUGUCUGUACAAUGCCACGCAUAAGUGGUUCAACUCCACGGAUUACAUGUCCAUUAAGCAGCUGGAGCGAAACAAACAGUGCGGUACCAAAUGCCCGGUAAUACCCAACUUUGGAAACUGCACCUGCAAGUCUGAGAGGAUUAUGAUCGUGCAGGGAGAUCAAUCGAAGCCCAUUUGUCAUGUGGACUGUUCGAAUUUGGGUCUAGUGGAGCUGCCGGCCAAGCUGCCGGACAACACAUUCACCCUGAACAUAACUAACAACAAGAUCAGAAGUCUGGGCGAUCACUUCCACACAAAUCCCACAUAUCAUAACAUUGCCAAAUUGAUGGCAGACAACAAUCAGAUCUCGUCGAUAUACGAGUUCGAGGGCACCAAGUUCCUUGAGCACUUUCAGCGUAUCUACAUGAGGAAUAAUUCUCUGAGCAAGAUUCCUGAAUAUUUUUUAAACAAUGCGCUAAUGGACACCGAUAUUGGACGUCGCAUCUAUUUAGGCGGUAAUCGGCUGCAAUGCGAUUGCAACUCGGCCAAGACGCUGCAGAACUGGCUAAAGGAGCGCAGCACUGACAUACCAGACUAUAUGGAGAUACGCUGUCGCAACCUACCCCAGAGUGUCAUUGAGUUGCAGGAGACGAAGCUGUGCCAAUCGCCGCCAGACUGGACCGACUAUAUUUAUUAUCUGAUUGCGGCCGAGGUCUUCCUUCUGCUGGCAUUGAUCACCAAAGUGUCAUACGAUUAUUGGGUGUUCAAGACAGCUGGCUAUCUGCCUUGGCCGGCCAGCAAGAUGCCCAAACUUCCUUGUGACUGGCUGUGCGAGUCCUAGGCGAGCAACCAUAUGCGCUUGAUAGCGAGUAAUACAUGUGCCUUCUAUAUACCCCAAGCUCUAGUGUUACGACACUUGUCUAAAAUGUCGCUUGAAUAGGAUAUUUAUAGGUUAUUUUCACUGUUAACACUCCUAACACUUUAUUUAACGCUUAAGUCUGCUCGAAAACUAAAAGUUCUUUAGGUCUUUUCCAAACACACAGAAGAUACGUUGAAAGUGCAAUAGCAGCUAAAUGAUAUAGUUGGCCGAUCUAUGUCUAAUCGUUUUGACAGCAUUAGGUAUAAUAAAUGAAUUUAUAUAUACCCAAUAAUAUCAAAUAUCUUGAACAACAAAUCGUGUUUUCAUGCAAAGACUCUGUUUUAAACUCAUUAAAGCAGCCCGAUUAAGUUGGUUCUGACUAGUUUCAGCUUUAAAUGGAGUAUUGAUGAAUUGACAUGAUCAUUACAUUUGGCCUUCUUGGCCUAAGUAUAGGCUCAUGCAAAGGCCUCUGCCAUAUCUAUCUAUUCUGAUCAUAUUGAAUCGUCUCUUUGUGCGGACUGCCAUACUUUAUUCUAAACAGCUUCUCACUUAAGUUACGAACAUUAUAGAAGCACAGACUUCACAGUUCCACUAUCAUUAUUUUAUAAGUGGUUCGGUUUGGUUUGGGGAUCAUCCACCAAUUUGUGCGAAAUUUUGAUAUUCCUCAUAUUCAGUUUAAAAUAAACAUAUGUAUAACAUAUCCGUAAAAACCAGUUCUGAAAAUUGUAUGUAUUGUGAAGAAGAAGAAAUUUGUCAUGCUAUGAUUGAAUAUUGGUUUUUAAAACUACAUUAUGAACUGAAAUAAAGCUUUCCAACCAAUUAAAUAAACUGCUGUACAUUAAAACAUUUAUUAAGAAUUUUCAGAAUUGGGAGAACGCCUGAUAAUAUUUAAUUGAAAAACAAGUGUCUUACCACCAUUAGGAUACAAUAUGUUGCUUUAUAAGAUAUAACAAGUGUAUCAUUUUUUUUAACAACUUUUUUUUAUGCGUAUGUAUCGUAAUAAAUGGAAAUGCCAAACUAA
Molecule: messenger RNA, 3277 nt
Organism: Scaptodrosophila lebanonensis
Lineage: Eukaryota; Metazoa; Arthropoda; Insecta; Diptera; Drosophilidae
Gene: hfw
Product: protein halfway
Exons: 4
Coding region: 298-2238 (646 amino acids)
Molecular function (GO): protein binding
Source: RefSeq, a predicted model, not a curated record